Phanerochaete carnosa HHB-10118-sp is the source of this 2090-nucleotide messenger RNA. RefSeq lists its product as uncharacterized. Lineage: Eukaryota; Fungi; Basidiomycota; Agaricomycetes; Polyporales; Phanerochaetaceae. Gene Ontology annotation, molecular function: phosphatidylinositol-4-phosphate phosphatase activity. Gene Ontology annotation, biological process: phosphatidylinositol dephosphorylation. The transcript has 15 exons. Gene Ontology annotation, cellular component: endoplasmic reticulum. The record is from RefSeq and is a predicted model, not a curated record. The coding region runs from base 187 to 1977 and encodes 596 amino acids.
CUACACCAGAGACUUAGCCUAUACACCAAUGGAAACGAAACAUAUACAUUCGUUCCAGCCGAGCCUGUUGGUGCACGCUCGCUGACAAUCUACAGGAACUCGGGUGAUAUCGUCCUCAAUUCUCCAAAUACCCCUCUUCCCGCGACGUCUGAACGCUCUGGGAAGACGAUAUAUGGAAUCCUCGGAAUGGUCACACUGGUGAUGUCGGAGUACAUCAUCAUCAUCACCGGCCGAGAAUUACGUGGCCGCUUCAUGGGACACAAUGUCUACCGCGCCACGGACUACGACAUUCUUCCGCUGAACCCAGACGUCUCCGUACAGACUCCCCCAUCCGCAGUCGAAUCGCACCUCCUGGCACUUGUUCGCUCGCAUCUCUACGGAGGUUACUUUCUGUAUAGCUACGGCUGGGACCUCACCCGCAGACUGCAAGCCCAAUGGCAGACUCUCGACGAUGACGCUGGGAAAGCGUUAUGGGAAGUUGCGGAUGAUCGGUUCUUCUGGAACAGGUUCCUUCAAACGCGUCUGAUAGACGUAACAUACUCUAGCGGGGACCAAAACCUCAGCCCGUACAUUCUCCCGGUAAUUUAUGGCACUUUCGACAUACGCCCUGCAAGGGUCAACGGACAUCAUAUCCGCUUGUGCCUCAUGAGCCGCCGCUCGCGCUACCGUGCGGGCACACGCUACUUCCGACGCGGCAUCGACCAUGAAGGACACGUCGCCAAUUUCGUCGAGACUGAGCAGAUGGUGCUUGUGGAUGAACCCAGCCAAGAUAGCAGCGAUGAAGUGAACGCGCAACUCAGCUUUGUGCAAAUUCGAGGCAGUAUCCCCCUCUUCUGGGCGGAGAUCAACACCCUUCGGUAUAAGCCGGAUUUACAAAUCAUGAGUCUGCAGGAUACGUUAGACGCUGCGAAGAAGCACUUCGAAGAGCAGGUCUCAACGUACGGCGAGACGAGCCUUGUCAGCCUUGUUAACCACCAGGGCUAUGAGAAGCCGGUGAAGGAUGCUUACGAACAGACGAUACGCGAGCAGCUCAACCUUUCACAAGUGCGGUAUCAGUACUUCGACUUCCAUAGCGAGUGUAAGCACAUGCGGUGGGACCGCAUCAGCGUGCUCAUCGAGCAAUUGGAGGAAGACCUCAAACGACAGGGUUAUUUCCACCUGGAUUCGAGGAAGCCUGAACCUGUUCAGCUCCAGAAGGGCACCAUCCGCACGAACUGUAUGGACAACCUCGAUCGCACGAAUGUUGCUCAAGCCGCGCUCGCGAAGUGGACUCUGAACAGGCAGCUCAGAGAGCUCGGCAUUCUGAACGAACACGAGGCGAUUGAUAGCUAUGAGGAACUCAUCAGGGACUUCCGUGAAAUGUGGUCCGACCAUGCCAACGAGAUCUCUAUCGCGUACAGCGGUACUGGUGCCUUGAAGACAGACUUUACCCGCACCGGCAAGCGCACGAAGCUCGGGCUGUUGGAAGAUGGCUACAAAUCCAUCAUGCGCUAUUUAAAGAACAACUUCUUUGACGGCGCGCGUCAGGACGCGUUCGACCUCAUGACAGGCACCUGGACGCCCCGUCGAGGUUGGUCUCCGCAAACACUGGUUUCAGAUCGCCGGCCGCUCGCAACACGCGCGAUGCCGUACGUGUUGUGGUUCUCGAUCUUCAUGAUCUUCGCAGGCCUCACGCUACCCCGCACCUCUGAUUACUCUCUCUUUUACUACUUCCUGCUCUGGUUCAUCCUUGUCGCCAUCUCACUGGCCUUCAUCGUUAUCCACGGUAUCGAAUACGUCAACUGGCCCCGUCUUCUACCGCUCUCCGACAUUGUGCAUUAUGACGGCCCUGGCUUCCGCUCUGGACGCCACGGGAUUGGCUUCGGUAUCCCGUCGCUGGAUCCUGCUCGCGCGAACGAGAAAGCAUUCCUGAACCACAAACGGGCUGGUAGUAAGCUGGGGCAGAUUGAGAUGGGAGAGAAACAUAGGAUUGACUGAGGCUCGUUGUCUCUGGUUUGUGGGCGCUCUUCCUCUCGUUGUGGAUUGUGUUCGUGGGUACUCUAGAUGCUGCAAUGCUAUUAUUCUUGAAUCAGUAGACGCGUCAUGCACGU